AUGCGAGCCUGGACUUGCGCGCUUCUUGGAGCCUCCCUCUUGGGAGCUGUGUCCGCGUACUGGAUGGAGAACAUCACUCAUCAGGGCUUGGCCUCCUUCAACCCCGACCCAAACUACCGUGUUUUUCGAAACGUCAAAGACUACGGUGCGAUCGGCGAUGGCGUGACCGAUGAUACUGCGGCCAUCAAUGCCGCCAUCAGCGAUGGCGACCGCUGCGAGUUCUAUGGCCAAUGUCACGGCGCGACGACCACUCCCGCCCUUGUUUACUUCCCUGCUGGGACUUACAAGGUGUCGUCUUCCAUCAUGCAAACCUACUACACUCAACUGGUCGGCGAUCCCACUGCAAUGCCCAUCAUAAAGGCAUCUGCAGACAUGGCCACUACCGGGGGGUCCAAAGUGGUCAUUGAAACCGACAUAUGGACUGGCAAUGGUGCUUCCUAUCUACCUACCAAUGUUUUCUUUCGCCAGAUCCGGAACUUGGUCAUUGAUACUACCUCCGUUCCCAACAACACCUGGGGCAUUCAUUGGCCAUCGUCUCAAGCGACCUCCAUUCAGAACGUUGUUUUUCAAAUGCCGCAGACACCCGACAGCGGCCAUACAGGGAUCUACAUGGAGGAGGGCAGUGGCGGCCUUCUAGCCGAUCUUGUCUUCUACGGGGGUCAAUGGGGUGCUAUAUUUGGCAACCAACAGUACAUGACACGCAAUUUGACGUUUGUCAAUUGCCAGACCGCCAUCCAGCAGCUUUGGAACUGGUCCUGGGUAUACAAGGACAUCGUUGUCAAGGACUGUGGCGUCGGCAUUAACGUGACCGGUGCUAUGGUUGGCUCCGCUGCCAUCGUGGAUGGCCUUUUCUACAACGUAUCCACCGCGAUCCUCAGCGGGCGAAGCAUCCGAAGCCCCGGAGAAGCACCUGGCGAGGGAACACUGGUCUUGGAGAAUGUCAUCUUCGAAAAGGUCAACUUUAUCUUCCAAGGGACCGACAGCAGCUUGGUCGAGCCCCAAGGCAGUAAUGGAGCAUUGAUCACCGGCAUGAUUCUUGGAAACGUUUAUAUUCCCUACGGGCCUGAGUUUGUGUUUUCGGGCCCAAACGACUGGUUCCCUGCUCCUGAGAUCCUCAAGGAGCGCAACAGGUACUAUACACGGUCUAAGCCGCUGUACGAAGACAAACCCACCGAAAUGUUCGCCUCGGCUCGUAGCUUUGGUGCCAAAGGUGAUGGUAUUACAGACGAUACGGCCGCUCUCACUUCUUUCUUCGAAUACGUCUCCCAGGGAUUCGAAAACGGCCGUGUUGGUUUUGUCGAUGCAGGCUACUACAAGGUCACCGACACAAUUUACAUCCCGCCGGACAUACGAAUAGUGGGCGAGGGUCUGGCCUCGGUAAUCAUGGGGUCCGGUGCCAACUUUUCAAGCAAAGAUGACCCACGUCCUGUUGUGAAGGUCGGAGCACCUGGAGAAUCAGGAUACAUCGAAUGGAGUGACAUGAUCGUCUCGACCCAGGGCGCAACCUCUGGCGCUAUCCUAAUCGAAUACAAUUUGUCGGGUUGUUCUGGCUGCCCAGAGCCAGCUGGCAUGUGGGAUGUUCAUGUACGCGUGGGCGGCUUUGCUGGUUCGCAGCUUCAAAGCUCAGAUUGCCCGAAGACACCAGACCAGGCGAGUUCCAUCAACCCGAAUUGCAUUGCCGCGUAUCUGGGCAUGCAUAUCACGGCCCUGGCCAACGACUUAUACAUGGAAAACAACUGGAUCUGGGUCGCUGACCAUGACAUUGAGGAUGCUGCCAGCACUCAGAUCUCGGUCUAUGGCGGUCGUGGCCUCCUUAUCGAGUCCAACGCUGGUCGCAUCUGGACCGUGGCGUCAGGCGUCGAGCACUGGACCCUCUACCAGUACCAGCUCAUCAACACCCAGAACAUCUGGAUGGGACAGAUUCAGACAGAGACACCCUACUACCAACCCAACCCGCCCGCACCGUCCCCUUUUGAUGACAUCGAUACAACCCUGAGCGACCCGGACUUCGCAUCCGAUUGUGCCGCUUUGAAUGGGGGCUACAUCAACGGUUCUAGCAUUAUUGCUCCAUGCGAGAUGGCCUGGGGCUUACGCAUCAUCAAUAGCAAAAACGUCCUUGUCUAUGGCGCUGGCCUCUACAGCUUCUUUAACAACUACAGCACCCUGUGUGGCUUCGGGCCGAGGAACUCGCAGGCAAAAUGUCAGUCCAGGAUGGUGUGGAUUGAGGACGGUUCUGGUGGCUCAGAAAAUGUUGUCAUCUACGACAUUUACACAAUCGGCGCCAUUAGCAUGGUCACAAGCAACGGCAAUGAUGCCGUCUUGUCUUCUGAUAAUUGGAACAAUUUCGGAGAGUCGAUCACCCUGUUCAAGACAUAA
Messenger RNA from Diaporthe batatas, 2376 nucleotides. RefSeq lists its product as uncharacterized. The record is from RefSeq and is a predicted model, not a curated record. Bases 1 to 2376 code for a protein of 791 amino acids. Lineage: Eukaryota; Fungi; Ascomycota; Sordariomycetes; Diaporthales; Diaporthaceae. Gene Ontology annotation, molecular function: polygalacturonase activity. The transcript has 4 exons.